Molecule: messenger RNA, 1370 nt
Organism: Archocentrus centrarchus (flier cichlid)
Lineage: Eukaryota; Metazoa; Chordata; Actinopteri; Cichliformes; Cichlidae
Gene: gsc
Product: goosecoid
Exons: 3
Coding region: 186-911 (241 amino acids)
Biological process (GO): regulation of transcription by RNA polymerase II
Cellular component (GO): nucleus
Molecular function (GO): DNA-binding transcription factor activity, RNA polymerase II-specific; RNA polymerase II cis-regulatory region sequence-specific DNA binding
Source: RefSeq, a predicted model, not a curated record
AGUCUGGAUCCUCUGGUCGAGCUCGCCGAGUCGCGCACGCAGUGAAAAGUUGCCCCAGAGUCAUCAUGACGCAGCUGUAGUUCGCGUUUUUCCAGGGAGUACGGAACCCUUCAGCCCGGGACAUUUGUGACAUACUGUGACAAAAGUUUUCACUUUUCGGCGAGUUUUCAUCGCACACCGGUGUGAUGCCAGCCGGGAUGUUCAGCAUAGACAGCAUCCUCUCCGGACGGCCGAGCUGUAAGGAGCCGCUGCUGCUGCACCGGAGCGGCCCGGUGGUGCUGUCCGCCGGCCUAGCAGACUCUAUCUACACCGACUACAACGGACUGUAUUCAGCCACAUGCGGACCUUCUCCCCCCGGGGUUCAGCCUGUGAACGGCAGCAGGAUUGGAUAUAACGGCUACUACUACGGUCAGCUGCACGUCCAGGGCGCUGCAGGAGGCCCGCCGUGCUGCGGCUCUGUACCCGGCCUGAGUCCACAGCAGUGCCCCUGCAUCCCGACAGGCUACGACAGCCCGGGCUCGGUGCUGAUCUCUCCGGUCCCGCACCAGAUGAUGUCCUACAUGAAUAUGGGCAGCCUGUCGCGGACCGAGCUGCAGCUCCUCAACCAGCUGCACUGCCGCAGGAAGCGGAGGCACCGCACCAUCUUCACAGACGAGCAGCUGGAGGCUCUGGAGGGCCUCUUCCAAGAAACCAAGUACCCGGACGUCGGCACCCGCGAACAGCUGGCCCGCAAGGUCCACCUCCGGGAGGAGAAGGUCGAGGUUUGGUUCAAAAACAGACGCGCGAAGUGGAGGCGGCAGAAAAGGUCUUCGUCAGAAGAGUCAGAAAACUCUCAGAAAUGGAACAAAUCGACCAAAACGUCCGCGGAGAAAACCGAGGAGAGCAAGAGCGAGGUGGACUCAGACAGCUGAUAAUACCGGGGACCUGACACGGCCUCGCGUGCUCGUCUAGUGGAAAUUGAUGUGGACCCCGAGGCAUUCUGGUGGUGUGGUGUUGCCAUGUUGCACAGUUGUAUAUAUCUACAUUUUAUUAUUGACUCUGUGUCCGUUAUUUAUAUUUAAUUUAAGUUGGUUUUGUAAUGUUACACACGCCAGGGGGAGAGACGCCCUCUGAACUGACUGAUAUGUCUGAAUAUAUCGUAAUGUUCUAUAUGUGACAUUUUUAUGGAUAUUAAAUGUUGUAAUUCUACUAUUAUUUUUUAACUUUGUAAAGUUUUCUUUGCGCUCGCAGCCGGGGGGCUGCCUUAUUUUCUUUAGCGAAAAUGAGAAAAACAGUUUAAAGGACAAUGAGUACAAACAUUAAACCAUAAAUGAAUCAUCACUGAAACGUGUCCGAUUUCAUUUUUUGUGGCCGGCGCAGAAAACAAAUGU